AUGUUGCCACCUUCCCCUCGUGAAGUGAGGAAGAUUUUGCAAAAUGCCGACCCUGCAGCCCAGAUUCCAGAACAACUCCUUGGAAGUCUCGCAGACGCAAUUGCUGCCCCCGGCCGAAUAGAAAUCACGCAUACCACUGCAUGUUUAUCUUGCGGCAAGGCUAUGGCCAAAUACACCGCAGUACCGUGCCAUGUGCUCACAUGUAGUGGCUUGGCAGAGGCUACACAUGCUGCCAUGGUGUGCAGUCGCCGCAAGUGUCCCAUGCGAAACAAAUAUGUUUGGUCUAACUUUGUAGCUCAUGAAAAAGGCCGUCAUACUUGGAGUGCUGCCACGGCCCGGCAAGAUGUAGCUAUGUUGACGACCAGGUUUGGGGUCACUUGGGAAUGGCACGCUCAAUUUACCAGACGCAUAGUACAUCAGCAUGCUUCUUUCCUUGGCGAGUGCCGGGCACACAACUUUGCCAAUCAUGGGGUUCAACAUGGUCACGAAAAGAUUGCCAAUGCGUGGAUGAAGCUGCAGCUAUUGAAGAGAUGGCCAGAUAUUAGUGAUCAGCCAUUCCCUCUCAGUGACCCUUUCGCAGCAAUUUUGCACCAACAUUUGGCAAAGUACAAUGCCCUCGUCUCUGACCUCUUGCUCAGAUCUGCUGGAACACCCCUUGUUGCAAUCAUUGACGGUAACCAAAAGAUGACAAGACGAACCUGCUGCGAGCAGAUGGCAGACCUCCGCUCCAUCGCUGGUGGUGAUCUUUUGUAUGUUCAAGAAUGUGACAAGACACCAGGGCGUAAGCGCUCUUUUUGUCACACCCAUGACAGGCCUGCCUCUGUCGACUGCGGGGUCCGCAUCUUCAAGAAGCAUUGCGUAGCCAGGGGUCCACAGGAUUUGCUGCGGUCCAAACCUGCUGGUAUGGUCGACUUGGCAUGGCCGCUUCACGAUUGGAUUCGUGCCCAGAUUCAUAUCCAGUCCAAGCCUAGCCAGACCAAGGAAACAACCGAAGAUCUUGACAUAGCAGAAGCCUGUGAUUUUGUCACCUGUAACACUGCGAAGAUGUCCAAGAGAGCCCGUCGUCGAUCAGGCGGCUGGCUGGUGGCAUGCAACGAGACGGGGGGCGUUAUCGGCUUUCAGGAAUUCUUUGGCGGUGAGAGCCUGACGCAGAGAGCUGCCUUUGUCAGCACAUUGGUGCACAAAUAUGAUUCUAUUACCACGAUAUGUCAUGACGAUAGCUGCCACCUGAGAAGGUUCAUGGACCGCUGGUUCUCAUCCAUUCCUCGCUUGGAAGUCGCCGCAGAUCCUGACGAUGAACAUACGAUUGAGUACGCCUUCAACCUGCCAGAUGGCGUCCCCAGUCGCUUUCGCUAUGAGUACCAUGAGGGCCAGCCUCUUCUCCGAUUCCGCGUGCCCAACCGCACGGUUGAAGCCAACGAUGACUUUGCUUUGACAGCUUGCGCUCUGCGGGUUGCUUCUCGUUUUGCCGCUCCGCAUGCUGUCAUUGAGUUUACGGAUGAAGGGAAGGCUGCAUUCCUUGGCUACCAGACAUUGCUCAAUGUGCGUUCAAAUGUGCAAGUCCACCGCGACCAUGUAUUGCGGGCUUGGAAGCUUCUGCAGAUUCUGCACAUUAUGCGAGACUAUUGGAGCAACACUGAAGAGGAUGGCGCCAAAGGAAUCGUUCUACCUCCUGCUUCUGCUGAUUUGCAGAGCCGUGUGCCGGAACACAUCAAAUGCCCACAGUCACAGGGGCUUGACCAUUUUCCAGCAACUCAAAGAUUUGAACCCAAGCCUGAGAUCCCGUCGGAAGACGAAGCCACGCCCACACCCAAGGAGUGCCUCACCGGCAAGGCCUUUGACGCUGCUAUGGCAAAGGGCUACAACGAUGCUGGCCUUUCCGUCCAGCUGCCGGCCUCUUGGAUGUCUGACAGGGACAUCUUCCGCAGAACCGUGCUCAGAGGCAAGAUGGAAGUCACGUAUGGAGAUUUGUCCCUCCGAAAAACUGAGACCCUGGAUGAUGGGAAGAAGAAAAAGUGGCAGUGUCCAAGGACACAUGGGAGCAAGUCGUCAAAGCUGCCUUGGCCCUUUACCCCAUUGGAAAGCUUGAAGCUGCAGGAACCUCCAAGUCCAAGCUUGUCUUCUCUCAAGUUCCUACGCAGAAUGCGAAGCGAGUGGCCUUCCACAACAUGCUCGUGGAUUCCUGCCAAGUCUCAGUGCGCCAGUGGUGCGACAGCUUACAAAAAGAAACUGAUCGAGUUGCCAGUCGGAAACGGAAGCAGGGCGAAACAACAGAGAAGCCCGGGGACGAGGAUUAGUUCCUUGCGAAAUUCCGGUGUUUCCACACUAGCAUGGGUGAAGACAGCUUGCAGAAGCCACUGCGCAGCUGCUGUGUCAAAUACCUCGAAGACAGUUUAG
This is a messenger RNA of Cladocopium goreaui, 2397 nucleotides long. The record is from the annotation of a GenBank genome assembly. Lineage: Eukaryota; Dinophyceae; Suessiales; Symbiodiniaceae.